Molecule: messenger RNA, 1062 nt
Organism: Adineta ricciae
Lineage: Eukaryota; Metazoa; Rotifera; Eurotatoria; Adinetida; Adinetidae
Source: the annotation of a GenBank genome assembly
AUGAAAACCAAACCAAUCGUUCGUCAUCGCUUGAUUCGUCUGAUCAUUGCUCAUAUUCUCUGUGCAAUACAUAUGGGACUAUCGAUCUAUGUGAUUUAUACCAUCAAGGAUAAAACACAUUUAUAUUUCAUUCCGAUGUUUGGCACGAUUUUAUUUGGCGUCGAAGCCGUUUUUUCUCUCGUUUUUUAUCGAUGCAAGGAGUAUUUUCGUGGUUUCUCGAUUCUUGUCUUGGUUUACUCGUUAACAAUCAUAGCGUCUAUUUGGGUGCUUGAAUUGCAUCGUAUCAAUGAACUUAAACAAGAUGCGUGGAAAACGGUAACUAUCUCAUUCCAACACUUCCCGACAAGAUUCGGCGAUGUUCCUAGACCUUGGGUAAAACCAAAGGACUUUCUACAAAACUUCAAAUAUGUGUGGUCACAGAUUGAGAUUCAAGUUUAUCUCUUUCUCCUACUGAUACUUCGUGCGCUACUACCUAAACAAGAUUCGGUAUCCUAUUUUGGUAAAACAGAUCUGCUAUUCAAAUAUUUUGCGACUGGUAUGGACCUAUUGGAUUUCAUUGAUCUCUUGUCGUAUCCCCAGCUCUAUAUGAACUCACGCCUUGUUUAUGCAACCUUAUCCGUUUGGUCAGUGAGUUGUUUGCAAUUUGUUAUUUACGUUCCGGAAGUGAAAGAUAAUAAAAUCAAGGAAUUACACUCGUUUCUGACUAAUUCAUUUCUAGUUACAUUUCUCAUGGAUAUCCCAUUCCUUGUUGUUCGACUGUAUGCGAUAUUCGGAUGUGGAAAACAUGAUUAUACCAGUUAUUUUUUCGUCUUUAAAAACAUCGUUGUUAUAUUAUUGCAAAUCGCACGUAUACAAGCGAUUAUUGUUGAACGAAAUCAACAUCGAAAGGACGAAUUAGUUAAACUUACGUAUAUACCACAAGCACCAUUUAACACUCGAAUGAAACCUCGGCCGAUAUCAAAUGGUGGACCGGGCGCUCGUGUUAUUCUUUCGAAUUAUUGGCAAAAUGAUCGAAAUAGACGACCAGGUGAUGGAGGAUUUACAAACACUAGCAACGUUUAA